This is a messenger RNA of Dimorphilus gyrociliatus, 4969 nucleotides long. The record is from the annotation of a GenBank genome assembly. NCBI's taxonomy places the organism in Eukaryota, Metazoa, Annelida, Polychaeta, Dinophilidae.
AAUGUUAAAGACACUUUUAGUCUGUCUCUUCGUUGGACAGAUUGUCGCCUCACCCUAUCAUCGGUCGAAGAGAGCGACAUGUACUACAAAUACUGAUUGUAGUGGUUAUGGAACAUGUAACGGUGGAUCUUGUACGUGUGAUAUGGGCUACACCGGUGAUAAAUGUGAAAAUCAAUGCUUUCCUGCGGAUAUCGUCUUUGUUUUGGAUGAAUCUGGUUCGGUAACCGAACCUAACUGGAUAAAGCAAUUGGAGUUCACUAAUGAACUUGUUGAUAUGUUCCCAAUUGCUUCCGACAAAGUUAGAAUUGGAUAUGUUACCUACUCAAGCAAAGUCAACAAAGUUCGUCAUUUGAAGGACACACCAACAAAGGCUGAAAUCAAGCAAAUUAUUUCGCAACUUUCUUACGCAAAAGGAGGUACAAACACUCCCGCUGCUGUUUUCAGUGCAGCCACCACAUCUUUCUCCAAAGGAAAUGGUGACCGAAUUGAAACACCAGCUGUUCCUAAUAUCAUGAUUAUUAUGACUGACGGAAAAACUUCCUCACAAUACAAACCUGAUUUCGAUUUGAACGCAGCAUUGCUCAGGAGUAAGAAAGAUAUCGAAGUUUUCGCUAUUGGUAUUUCGGCCGGAGUUGAUGAACAAGAAAUUGAAGCUCUUGCAUCCUUGCCAGUUGAUGAACAUAAAUUCAUUGUAAACGAUUUCUCCGCUUUAAACACUAUCAAGCAGAAAAUUUUGAAUGCCAUCUGCAAGAGUACUGCUGCAAAAGCCAGUCCCUGUGACAAAAACCCUUGCCAUGAUCCUGGUACUACUAAAUGCGUUAAUGGUGGAAAUGGAGCCUAUACUUGCGAAUGCAAAGUUGGUUACGUAGGAAAGCAUUGUGAAACUAGAUGUGGAGUUGCCGAUAUCGCUUGGAUCAUUGACAGCAGUGGCUCAAUUGGAAAGGACAACUAUGUUAAACAAAUGAAAUUUAUCCGCGAUUUCUGUGAUAAACUCGAUAUUUCACCAACUGCCAGUCAAGUUGCCGCCGUUUCUUUCGGUCUUACUGCUAGAUUGGAUUUUGAUUUCAAACAACACCAAGACAAAGCUUCGCUUUUAACAGCCAUCGAUGGAAUUUCAUACAUGCAAAGUUAUACCAAUACUUCUGGAGGUAUCAGGAGAGCUAUUGAAAAAGUUUUCACCCCAGCUGGUGGAGACAGACUUGAUAAGCCAAACAUUGCUAUCGUUAUCACUGAUGGAGAAUCAAACAAAGACAAGGAUGAUACCAUUCCAGCUGCCAAGUUAUUGCAUAAACACACAACUUUGGGUGUUUCUACAUUUUGUGUCGCUGUCGGAUCAGGUGUUAAACAAUCUGAAGUAAAAGGUAUUGCUAGCGAUCCUGAUUCAGAAUUUGUCAUUGAAAUAAAAAAUUAUAAUGAAAUUAACCAACAUCUCACAAAAAUAUUGGAAGGAACCUGUAAAACAUCAGAUGCUGACCAUUGUCUCAGCGGACCAUGUCAAAAUGGAGGCAGCUGCACAAAAAUCAGUAACGGUUAUAAAUGUACCUGCAAAGCAGGAUGGACUGGAAAUAACUGUCAAACCAACAUAGACGAUUGUAAACCCAACCCAUGUUUGAACGGAGGAGUCUGCGUAGAUGGAGUUAACUCUUACACUUGUAAUUGUGUUAAUGGAUGGUCCGGACCUACCUGUGAUAUACCAAAAGAUUUCUGCAAACCAACCAACCCAUGCGUACAUGGAACUUGCUCUAGCCAGGCCAGCGGAUACACAUGUACCUGUAACCAAGGAUAUCAAGGAACUAAUUGUGAUGUUCUCAUUGAUCACUGUAAACCAACCAACCCAUGUGUACAUGGAACUUGCGCCAGUUCCGUAAGUGGAUUCACUUGUACCUGCAACCAAGGAUACCAAGGAACCAAAUGUGAUGUUCUCAUUGAUAACUGCAAACCAACCAAUCCAUGCCAGAAUGGCGGAGCUUGUACUUCAACUAUUUCUGGUUACACUUGUGCUUGUGUCAACGGAUACACUGGAAACCAAUGCCAAACUGCUCCUGCAAAUGACUGUGGAAAAGUUGAUAUCUGCUUCGUUAUCGAUAGCAGUGCUUCAAUUGGCUCCAACUGGGGUAAACAAUUGGACUUUAUCGCUGACUUCAGCAAAAAAUUCACUAUUGGCGAUAAAGCCAGAAUUGGUGCUGUCACUUACAGUUCAACUGCUGAAAUAAGCUUCCCCAUCGACGGUGCUGGAUCUGCUUCAACUAAUGCUGAAUUCGAGACAAAAGUAAAGGCCAUCACCCACAUGAGAAAGGGUACAUAUACUCACGAAGGUUUGGGAUUGGCACCUGAUUGUGGCUGGAGAACUGCAGCUGGAAUUAAGAAACUCGCCAUUGUUGUCACUGAUGGAAAAUCAAUUAAACCAACUGAAACUGCAACUAUUGCCAAUUCAGUUAGAAGUAACUACAAUAUUGAAAUUCACGCUGUUGGAAUAGCAAAUGCCGAUGCUGCUGAAUUGGAAGCUAUUGCUGGAAUUGGAAAAACUAAUGCCGGAAAAGUUUACACUGCCCCAGAUUUUGAUAGUUUAGGAAACGUUGCUAAUGAAUUGGCUCAAGGAACUUGUGGUACUGGUGGUGGAACUCCCAACCAAGGUUGCGCAAAGGCUGAUAUACUCUUUGUUGUCGACUCCAGUGCUUCUGUUAGUUUAACUAACUGGGGCCUUCAAGUUCAAUUCAUCAUCGACUUGGUUAAGGAUUUCACCAUUGGUGAUGACAAGACCAAAUUCGGUAUGGUAACUUUCAGUUCUGCAGCCGAAAUCAGUUUCCCAGUGUCUGGAGCUAGUUCACCUCAAAGUCAACAAGAUUUCGAAACCAAAAUCAAAGCUGUAACUCACAUGAGGAAAGGAACUAACACCGAUGUUGGUUUGGAUUUGGUAAACACUGCUGGAAUAACUUGGAGACCAGCUGAUCCAUCCAUCAGAAGAAUGGUUAUUGUCAUCACCGAUGGUCAAUCCAAAUACCCAGAUAAAACUAAAAUAUCUGCCGAUGCUUUAAGACAAGCUGGUAUUGAAGUUCAUGCUGUCGGUAUCAAAAAUUACGUAAAAGCUGAAUUGGAUGCCAUCUCCGGUUUGGGACAAGCCAAAGCUGGAUCUACCUUCACCGCACCUGAUUUUACUGACUUGACAUCGAUUAUCAGCAAAAUUAAAUCAGGCGUUUGCACAGUUCAAGAUCCAUGCUCUCCAAAUCCAUGUAUGAACAGCGGAGCAUGCAGUUCAAAUGGAAACACUUUCACUUGCACAUGUACAGGAGGUUAUACCGGAGCUACCUGCGCCACUCCACCAAAUCCUUGCUCUUUCACACCUUGCAAAAAUGGCGGACAAUGUACAUCCAGUGGCAAUUCCUUCACUUGUACCUGUGUCAACUCUUAUCAUGGAGCAACAUGCCAAAACGCUCCUGGAUGCAAUUCAAACCCAUGUCAAAAUGGUGGUCAAUGUACUAAUGGAGUCAAUGGUGCUUAUUCAUGUGCCUGCAUCAAUGGAUAUACCGGAAAUAACUGUCAAACUCCUCCAGCAAAUCCAUGUUCACCAAACCCAUGUCAGAAUGGAGGACAAUGUGCCGCCAAUGGCAACGGUCACACUUGUACUUGUGUAAAUUCAUACUGGGGAACCAACUGCGGAAACGCUCCUGGAUGCAAUUCAAACCCAUGUCAAAAUGGUGGUCAAUGUACUAAUGGAGUCAAUGGUGCUUAUUCAUGUGCCUGCAUCAAUGGAUAUACCGGAAAUAACUGUCAAACUCCUCCAGCAAAUCCAUGUUCACCAAACCCAUGUCAGAAUGGAGGACAAUGUACCGCCAAUGGCAACGGUCACACUUGUACUUGUGUAAAUUCAUAUUGGGGAACUAACUGCGGAAACGCUCCUGGAUGCAAUUCAAACCCAUGUCAAAAUGGUGGUCAAUGUACUAAUGGAGUCAAUGGUGCUUAUUCAUGUGCAUGCAUCAAUGGAUUCACUGGAAACAACUGUCAAACUCCACCAAAUCCAUGUGCACCAAACCCAUGUCAGAAUGGAGGACAAUGUGCCGCCAAUGGCAACAGUCACACUUGUACUUGUGUAAAUUCAUACUGGGGAACCAACUGCGGAAACGCUCCUGGAUGCAAUUCAAACCCAUGUCAAAAUGGUGGUCAAUGUACUAAUGGAGUCAAUGGUGCUUAUUCAUGUGCAUGCAUCAAUGGAUUCACUGGAAACAACUGUCAAACUCCACCAAAUCCAUGUGCACCAAACCCAUGUCAGAAUGGAGGACAAUGUACCGCCAAUGGUAACAGUCACACUUGUACUUGUGUAAAUUCAUUCUGGGGAACCAACUGCGGAAACGCUCCUGGAUGCAAUUCAAACCCAUGUCAAAAUGGUGGUCAAUGUACUAAUGGAGUCAAUGGUGCUUAUUCAUGUACCUGCACCAGUGGAUUCACUGGAAAUAACUGUCAAACUGCCUCUAGAAACGAACAGGGCUGUGGUGUGUGUUCUGGUGCCGGAUGUGUUACUGGAGCAAUGGAUGCUGACGCCGUAUAUGGUACCAAUGGAGGAUCUAUCAAAGAUUGUCCUGCUUGUUACACUAAAAAGAAUAAGGACGGUAGCUUCCAAAGAGGAUGUGUUAGUGAUAUCCCAGCAGAAUGGACAACAGCCCUUCAAGUCAGCACAAGCGAUAUCCCUGAUGCUGGAGGAUCAGUCUGCUAUCCAAUGAAUGAGGCUGGUGGUUCCGAAGUCUGUUUGUGUAAAGGAAACAACUGCAACAUGCAGUCAUUUAACGACGUUGGAGGAGGUCAUAAUUACUUCGAGGAGGAAAUCACUUGUAAAUGUGCUAGUUGUCCAAGCAAUCCUUCAGCCGACAACCCAUUCAAGUGCUACAAAGAUGGUUUCAUUCCAAAAUGCGACUGUCAAAACUGCGAUUGCUUGAAUGCUAAACGUAGAAAGAGAUGGGCUUCUUGGCUCUGGUAA